AUGAGGCAAUCUUUCUUCUCCUCCCCUAUCUUCUUCUUUCUUGCCAUUCUAUUUCUAGCCAAGGUUGAUGCUGAUAUCGUCAAUGAAACAUGUCAAAAAGCUUCUCAGGUUGACAAGGAAUUGCAGUAUGACUUCUGUGUUGCGGCUCUUGGAAAAGAUCCCAAGAGCCACAGUGCAGACCUCCAGGGGCUAGGGAUCAUCUCAAUGGAAUUGAUGAAAGAGAAAGCAACAAAGAUUGGUUCACACAUUAAGGAGAUCUUGAAUGAUACAAAAUCCGGUCCAGUUUUUAAGCGUUGCAUACAGAGUUGUGACGAGCGUUACGCCGACGUACAGCUUUCUACAAAUCAUGCAAUUGAAGCCUUCAAAUCUAAGAAUUACAAGGAAGCUAGUAGCCAAGUGAGUGCCACGUUGACUAAUGCUGGGACUUGUGAAGACGUGUUUGCGCAGACUCUCGAUCACCUAAAAUCUCCUUUGACAGCAGAGUAUAAUGAUUUGUUUCAGUUGAUUUCAAUUGCUGGGCAAAUUAGCUUUGUUUUGACAUGA
Messenger RNA from Macadamia integrifolia, 543 nucleotides. RefSeq names its product putative invertase inhibitor. The transcript has a single exon. Gene Ontology annotation, molecular function: enzyme inhibitor activity. NCBI's taxonomy places the organism in Eukaryota, Viridiplantae, Streptophyta, Magnoliopsida, Proteales, Proteaceae. The record is from RefSeq and is a predicted model, not a curated record. Bases 1 to 543 code for a protein of 180 amino acids.